AUGGCCUCCUCCCCUCUGCCCCAGUUGACUGACAUUCUGAAGAUAUACCCUGCGGCCGAUCAUCACUGCUUCGGCAACUCCAACUACUACAACCGUCGCUGCAACAACUUGACAAGCCACCACAACCGGCAGGAAGCUCUCUGGCUCCUCGAACAGGGCACCCGCCAGCUCGCAGCCACCUCACUUGCAUCCUUGGACAACAUCCUCAACCAGCUCGCCCCUCUCCUCCUCUGUUCCCACCAGCACCGAGACCAGGCUGCGCGCUUGGUGGCCCAGUGGAAGGAGAAACUGCAGCGAUACAUAGACGGACGCUCGGCGGCAGCAGCACCUGCCACAAUGAACAACCGAGUGCUCCACAUCCCUGGGAACAGCGUUCUUACCACCGGCGGUGGCUUGGCUUUUUCGAACUUAACCACAACUCACGGUUCUGCUUCUUCAUCUAUGCUCGUCCUUCCACAUGGCAUGGUCGAGACGGGGCCCAGUCCGAUCUACGGCCACCGUCAGGGACCUAGGGUGGAGAUGAGUCGCCCCACGGUUAAUGCAACUUCGGCUUCUGCAACGGCGACCUCUGCCAGGGCUGCAUCCUCCCAUGCUCACCCGCACAACGUCCACCCGCAGAACGACCACCCCCAUAACGCCCACGCCCAUCAUCCCCACCCUCGCAUGUCGUCCAUCCACCCCGUCAGCGCCACCUUAAUGACACCCGCUCAAGUUUAUCCCCAGCAACCCGGCCCCCAGAGCGGGAGCGGAUCCACCAUGGUCAACUGCCCUGUGCCCAAACCCCCGGCAAAGCGCUCCGUCAAACCGCGGCCCGUGGACGGCGACUGCGGGAUCUGUCUCUUGCCGUAUUUUGAUGAGAGUAUCAAAUACGAUUCCUCCGAGGACGAAGAGAUGGAAGACGCUGACGACGAGGAAGAGGCGUGGGAAGAAAUGGAUGGAGAUGCCGAGUUAUCCGGGCCCGACUACGAUCAUGAGCUGCUGGUGUGGUGUCGGGCGUUCUGCGGGACCAACUACCACCGGGCCUGCAUGGAAAAGUGGAUUGAGACUUUCGAGGUCCACGAGCCGACAUGCCCAACCUGUCGGAACUAUUGGAUUUACUAG
Messenger RNA from Aspergillus sclerotioniger CBS 115572, 1101 nucleotides. RefSeq lists its product as uncharacterized. The transcript is spliced from 2 exons. Lineage: Eukaryota; Fungi; Ascomycota; Eurotiomycetes; Eurotiales; Aspergillaceae. Gene Ontology annotation, molecular function: ubiquitin protein ligase activity. The record is from RefSeq and is a predicted model, not a curated record. The coding region runs from base 1 to 1101 and encodes 366 amino acids.